GGCAGGGGGGGCUGCGGUGCUUCCUGGGAGCCGGAGCUGGCACAGCCCGCAGUCUGCACUGCGGGGCCGGCGCCAGCAUGGACGGGAUGGACGUGUGGGUCAGCACCCUGGCCCAGCUGAUGGCCAAGAGGAAGCCCGAGGACACCUGGGAGCUGGUCCUGGAGGAGAACCUGGCCUCGGGGCAGCUGGACAGCGGCAGUCACGAGUACCGGCUGAGGGGGCUCUCCAGGCUCCAGUGCAGCCGCUGCCAGUGGGGCUGGUCCUCUGCCCACGUGCACAUCCUAUUCCACGUGCGAUGGGACAAGGACCGCCGCCUGGGGCUGGUGAAGAUGCGGAUCUGGGCCCAGGCGUGCCAGCUGUGCCCGCCGGACGCCCGGGGCGCCUGCCAGGUGAGCCUGCUGAACGUGCGGCUCUUCCUCAACAAGCUGGUCCUGUUCGUCCUGCAGCAGUGCUACCAGGAGAGCAUCAGCUCCGACCAGUGCCCCGAGGUCUGCUUCGGGGACCACUGUGAGGCCUGCGACCUGGGCGUCUGCUUCUUCCAGAAGCCCCCGGACCCCGCCUGGGAGCCCGCGACCAGGAGCCCCAGCGCCGUCCAGGCCAUGCCAGCCCUGGGCGGCGCCGUGGCCAGCCGUGCCUGGGACUUCAUCCCCCCGUCUGCGCCCGAGCCCCUCUCUGAGAGCAGCGGCUUCUUCAGCGAGGACGCGGACAUCGUCACGGUCCCCUUCACCCUGGUCGGUGCGGGGAAGGACCAGGGCACCGCUGGCCCUGGGGAGGGCCCCCCCGGCGAGGCCGGUCCCCAGGGGCUCAUGAUCAUCGGCGGCGGCGGCCCCGCCGACCAGCCUGCCAGCCUCGGGGCCGUGCCCACCAGCGUGAGCAUCCUGGUCAACAUCAAGACCCCCAUCCUCCAUGGCAAAGGCCACCUGCUCAAGAACAUCAAGUCCUUCCAGGUCAAAGGCUUCAUCUUCAAGGGCUUUGGCUCCCGUUUGGGCCAAGCCCCGGGCCCAGACGCCGAUCCCAGCAGCGACGGUGCGCCCGCCGGAGACGCCACCCUGCCCGUGCCCUACGUCCUGGGCCUCACGGAGAAGGGCGAGGGCUCCAUCACCUUCCCCUUGUCCCUGGCCAACGUCACCCGGGGCCCCAGCCCCCUCCUCGACCUCCACAGCUCCCUGACCUUCCCCUUCGUCGUCUCCGACCAGAGCCAGGGCGGGGCAGAGCGCGGCUCGGACCCUGCCCUCAGCCCCGCGUCCUCGGGCAGCCGGGGGUCCCUCAUCAUCCCCUCCUCCGUCUUCAGCACCAUGCAGCUCGGGGGCCCGCCAGGCAGCGGCUGCCGCAGGAGCAGGCACUGCGACAGGCACCGGCGCCGCCGGGCCCGGAGGCCUCGGUCCCAGCCCCGCCCGGAGGAGGACUUCUUGGAGGUGGAGGACAACUGGUGCUGGCAGGGUUUGGAUCCCUACGAGGAUGUCUGGGUCUGGAUGUGCAUGAUCUUCUUCGUCCUCUGGACCUUGUACCUGUGCUCGUCUUGAUCGUCCCCACAGCGUCUCUCCCUCCGCAGGGCUGCCCAGACCCAAAGCAAAAUGCUGCUCCCCACCAGCCCCCGCUGCUCCCCCCCCACCCCCACCCCCACCCCCGACCCGAGCUGAGGCCUCCCAGUGCGCACAGCUGCUCCCUGGACCUCUUGCUUCUGUGUUCUCUCUCUUGACGUGACUCAAGCAGUGGUUCCGUGAUGCCCACGUGUGAUGCCCACGUGUGAUCAUGCCCCUGUGUGAUCCCCAGCUGUUCCUGUGUGUGCAGACAUGUGUGUGUGUGUGUGUGUGUGUUACACGCCAUUACAAUAAAAGUCAAAAAGAGAAGACC
Pipistrellus kuhlii (Kuhl's pipistrelle) is the source of this 1854-nucleotide messenger RNA. RefSeq names its product receptor transporter protein 5 (putative) (gene RTP5). The record is from RefSeq and is a predicted model, not a curated record. The coding region runs from base 78 to 1523 and encodes 481 amino acids. Gene Ontology annotation, molecular function: olfactory receptor binding. Gene Ontology annotation, biological process: protein insertion into membrane; protein targeting to membrane; detection of chemical stimulus involved in sensory perception of bitter taste. The transcript has 2 exons. Lineage: Eukaryota; Metazoa; Chordata; Mammalia; Chiroptera; Vespertilionidae.